Messenger RNA from Cherax quadricarinatus, 5881 nucleotides. The record is from RefSeq and is a predicted model, not a curated record. Lineage: Eukaryota; Metazoa; Arthropoda; Malacostraca; Decapoda; Parastacidae.
AGUUAAAUUCAUUGGAAGAGUGAAAGAGACGGUGAGAGAAAACGGCCGCGCCUGCUCAGUGCUGUCUACGUGAGUUUCCAGCUGAUCCAGUGUAAGGCAGCAGACGACGUGAGGAGCUCCGCGUACGCUAUAUUAUAAGACCUCUCACCUCCCCGUUACACCUCUCAGUGUCUCUGUGCGUUUGUGUGUUGCGUGAGACUUUACCAUGGCUGCUGCAGCAACCAACGCCGUCUACAGCCAGGUGUUUAAGAAAAAAAUAGCGGAUGUGUUCAGAGUGGGUGCUGGAGGGGGCCUCUGCUUUUGUGGCAUUAACAUGUACUUCAAGAACGAGAAGUUUUAUGACGACUGGGUGAUGCCUAUCUUCAAUCGCAUGGAACCAGAGACAGCACACGCAGUGGCACAGCAGGCAGCUAAAUAUAAACUUGUGUCUAAGGAGAAACUGCAGGAGUCAAGGCUUUUGACUUCUCCGGUGUGUACGUGUUCCUCGAAUCAUUCUAACACAGAUAUGCUGAACUAAUGACUGCUAGUCAACGCUGCUUUGAGACAGAGGCAGAAACUGCUUUAAUUUGGAAGUUCAUUGACGCUCCUCACAAUGUGAAUGAUUUUAGCUUUAAUCUUUAGUUACUUUUGACAUAUCCAUUUUAGCUUUAAUCAUUAGUUACUUUUUAUAUAUCCAUUUUAGCUCCUUUAGUUCCUUUUUUUCUUAGGCCAUAAUAUUAACGAAGACGGGAAGGAAUUAGGGUAGGAUAAAGCAGCAAAAAAUGUUAGGGGUGGGUUAUAAAUGUGGUUUUUGCUAGUUAUUUGUUGCAGCUUUAAUAUCUAGUUUUGAUAUGUCCGCUUUUAGGUUCAUGUACUCUAAUUUACAUAGUUUUAAUGUAUGCAUGGUGCCAAUUUAUGAAUAUAUUUUUCAUAUUUUUUAAGCAUGUCCACGGGUGUAUACACAGUAUAUCAACGUGCAGUUGAUAAGCUAACAAACAAAAUUCAGGACCACUUUUGACAAUGUUAAAUAUAAUUUAGUGGUAUGUGAAAUUGUAAUAUUCAUUAAAAUAAUUAGAAUGAAUUAAAAGAUAAUUUAUGGUUUCAUUAAACGGAAUAUUUUGGAACUCAUGCUCUUUGAGCUGGAUAAAGUUCUCUGUAAAUAACUUUUGAGAUUUGUUCAUUCUGUUUGGAACAUAAUUAACUGUGACUACAAAAAACAUGGUGCUGAUGGUGAAAUGUGUAAUAUUCAUUUUGUUAUUAAUGGGACAAAUGGAGACUAUAAAUCAGACUAUUUGUAACCUGAAGAGGUUGAAGUGUUGUCUUGUGGGUUCAUUUAUGCUUUACUGAAUUCAUGUACUGUAAUGAAAAGUGCACAUUUUGCUUUGUGCAACUGGUACAAAUUAAUAAUUUAGUUCCCCUUUAUACUUAAAUAAAACUUUAAUAAACUUUUAUAUACUUCAUCUUGCUGAUUCAGAGGAGUAUUAUCAGAGGUCUAGGCGAAGUUUGGCAUUAUUUCGCAUCAAAGACUUUUGUAGACCUAAGAAUUAUUAUACAGAGAACGGGCCACAUUGGAACUGGAAUUUAUUGAAAACCCUCAUUCGAUGUUACGAAAAAACUUGUAGAACAAGUGUGGUUUCCAUUUCACUAAAUUAAAAUUAUAUUAGUGAUUAAGUAUUAUUGUGACAUUUUACCAAAUUAGUCAUUAUUAGACUAUAAAUGCUGUGAUUGUGUAAUUAAGUUUUCCUAAAUCGUGUAAUCAAUAGGUCUUAACCCCAACUAACGAACUAACCAAUCAUUUAUUGUGAAACCAAAUGGUAAUUUCAUGAUUUUUUCCCAUCAUUUUGUUUAAAGAUGUACAAGUAUAUAUUUUUAUACAGACUCUGCCUCCUAGUAUCACCAUGGUUUAUAUAAUAUCGGUGAAUUUAGGGUUUUUUAUAUUUUCAUCUUGAGUCUCAUCAAUCUAAAAUCUUCAAUUACUGUAUUUAUUGGGCAUCGAAGACUUUACUUUUUCUGGCAGCUGAAAUAGUACCGUGUCUAUUAAUGAUCAUCUGUAAAUAGCACACAAUUUUUGUACUGUUGAAUAAAAUUGAUCAUUUGCUAGGAUACAAUUUUUCGCACCCUUUUCACUGUCAGUUACAUGUGUGAUGUGUGCUAGUAGGGUGGCUAGCAAAUGUUUCAGUUGUGGAGGAGCUAGCCAUUCCAGCUAGCACACAUGGAACCAUUGAUCUCCCACCAAUCACGCCUGUAACUAUACCUGAAUAUGAUAAGGAGCCUGUCACUCUUCCGAACACACAUAUAACCCCAUCCGAAGCUGGAGAUGAGGUAAUCGUACGGGAAUUACCUACUAUAAAAGACAAGUUAUCCAUGCCAGAGAAAAGACGAGGAUGUACUUGUACUUGCUUCCAUGGCAGACAUUGGUCUGAGACACCCAUGAAAGGGAGCCAAGGCCGGGCCACCUCUUGGAAAAGGCCCGGACUAGCCAAUUAUACCGGUGAAUCUACUUCCUACAUGCCAGAGAACAUCAAUGGUACCUGUUAAUUAUUAUAUACGAUGUAUUAUAUACGAUGCAUGACUGUCAUAUAUGAUGAUCUGCCCCAUCACUUCCCAAUCACUCUUAAUUAACCGGGAACACAAAAAUAACUUCAUCAACUACUUGGAUCAAUGUUAUUUGCCCACUCGCACAAAAAUUUAAUGAUUUAAUUGUCACCAUUGAGACAUUAAGGACAAAUAUUCCACCAUAAAUGACAAUACGUACCAUCAUUAAUACAAUCCAUAACUAUGCAAUUUAAUACAUGAAGCUAACAAAACAUCGUAUAUCGUAUCGUAAAUGCUGAACCCCCAGACUUGUUCAGAACUUUCUAAGUUGCACUAUCAAAUGCAAGGAAUAGAAAGCAAGAACCUAGGCGACAGGAGUGGGAACAUUUUGUUAGUUAAAUAAGUCUGGCUUGAAAAGGCAUAAAUAAAAUAACCAGGAAAAAGAGUAAUAAUGUUGCACAUACCUUUCCUCUUGAAAAAAAAAAAUACCUAUAAAUAACUGGUCCAAAGUAUCCAGGCAUGAAAAACUCCCAUCUCAUGUUAGAAGGCUGAAACUGAUUAAUUUUAUGAUCCAAAACAGUGAGUGAUUGCCUCUUCACUGAGUAUGAAUUAUAGUGCGUUAAAUAACGUCGAUCAACCGUUCCUGGAGAGGAUGGUAUAACUUAUAUCCUCAGCUGUACGGCAGGUCCUUAAUAACCUUUUGUAAGCACUAUAAUCUCAAUUCCAUCGAGGGUGUUCUUCCUACUUCCUGGACUAAUAGUCUCAUUGUGCCUAUCCUUAAACCGCAACAGUCUCAUACAUUUAGACCAAUCUCCUUAACUAGUUUUCUUUGUAAAACUUUUGAAAGAGUGAUACUUAACAGACUAUACUAUAGAAUCAGGCACCAACUUUCCCCUCAUUACUGUUUCCAUGAUAUGAAAAAGUGUACAAUUAUAUUUCCACCUUUCUCGCUUCACUACUAGUUUUACCACAUAUUUCGAUCUAAAACCUGCAUUUGAUACCGUUAUAUUACAUGAAUUAGCCGAAAUAAAUAUUGGUGGUAGCCUACUUAGUUGGAUAAUACGACACCUGUCAAUAGAGUAUCCUCUGUUCUCUACCAAGUCUUUAGAAGCGAGUCUAAAGAAAUUAUCUAAAUUCUCUAACUUACCUAAACAUAUAGUUACAAGCUAUGUUGACGCCAUCAUGAACCAUAUAACAGGGUAUAAAUAGACGAGUACCACUUAUAACGAAGUUCAAGCAAUUUGUAAUCGAUUAGGCUUCAUCACAUCUUCAUCUAAAACGAAGAUAUUGAUCAGCAAACUACAUGCCACACCCAUCUGUUUGCAGAUGUUCUCUAAACUGUUGUUGGCUACAACCCCAACUAUGGCGCUAAUUUGAGAAUGAUGUAUACAGCCUAUAUUAGAUCCUUAAUUGCUGCACCCUGUAAUAUUAGCUAAGGAAAAUUUUCUCUGGCCCUUGGACUUAAUAUGAGGAGGGAGCUUGGUGUUUCUAAUAUCAGUGAUAGGAUUAUUGAGAUUAACACUGUAUUUGGUAUUAGAAUGUUAAAAAAUGAACACCCGACACUGUCAUUAUGAAUCUUAAUAAAUGUCUAGAAAUACACAUAUAUCUAAAUAGGUUGUGAAAACAUGCUAUUAUAUUAAGUUUUGUAACGUACGAACUGUAUCACUGUAAACAAGAGCAUUUCACUCUUCCAUGGACGAUGUGUUCACAAGUAAUCCCUUCGUUAAAUCGCUUGUAAAACAACUGCUCAAUAAGAAAUUUCGUAAGUUAUAUACACUGAUGGAUCAGAGCAGGAGUCUUUUGGUAGGGCUGUAUCUGCUCUUGUUGCCACCUCCCUAGUUUAGAACGAUAGGAACUUUGUCGAGUCAGGCAUAAGAAUUAACAUUGGGCGUCUACACUGUAAACUGAAUUGUCUGCCAUCCUAAUGGCGCUCGCUGACGCUACAUUAUGUCACUGAGCCUGACUCUUGAUUAUUACUGAUUCUGUCAUCAAUGAAGGCUCUUCACUCAUAUAAUGACUUACAAGAUGCUCAUUGGAGAAGCCAGAUACAGAUACUCAAAAAUUCGAGAAAAAGGGAAUUAAUGUGCAAUUGUUAUAGAUUCCAUCACACAGUCCAUCAUGAUGAAGUUAUGUUAGCCAAUGUAGAAUAUAACUUAAGUGUAUCUGUGUAUCAGCAUUAGGAAUAAUAUUAGGAAAGAAGUAAAUAAUGUAACUGAAUGCAGUUAGAAGCCUGAGUAGAUCUAUAACCCACUAUGAUAACAUGAGCAACUUGCAAUGUGAACAAACUGACUGAUGUUGUAGUAGCCAGGCUUAGGUUUGGUUACAAGUACUUCUGGCAGUUUGGCAGAUACACAUAUGAUCAAACCAAAUGCCAAGUAUGUGGUCAACCCUAUGUUCACUAUCUUGAACACCAUGUGCUUUAUUGUCCACUUAUUGAGGAAUGUAGAGAUGGACGGUAUAAUAACCUAUGUGAUAUGUCAGGGUAUCUUAUUAAUGAAAAUAUGAUACCAGAUAUAUUAAGCAAAUUUCCUAAAUUUGCUUUCAACAUAAAAAUCAACUGCAGAUAUAAAUCCUGAUAUAUUCCUGUCAACCCUUUUGGGGCCUACUUCCUAGGCCUUUCGUGUAUCCAUAUAUUCCUGGGGUGCACAAUUAACUAGCCGCUUCCGCGGCAAAAUCAAAAUCAAUUAUUCUUUAUUAAAACUCAUUGCAAUGUGUAAAAUCCAAAAAUCUCUCUUUACAGUGUAUAAAUACAAACUCUGCACUAUAAGUCAUUCGUGAGAAUUUUGUUUUUCAGAUUUUGCAAUUAUGUAUAAAAUUAUAAGAAAUGUGAUUUAUGCCAACGCGUUGCUGGUUCGUCUCCUAGCCACAUGCAUAGUCAAACCCCACACUGCCCAUCCUUCACAAAUUGAAAGUUGAGGAAGUUCAGUUGAAAGUAUGUUUAGCUUCUAAGAGCUCUGCAGUAGUUAGUUAUUGUGAAGCAGUUUGAUGUUACCUUGUUUUGAGUGGUUUUUGUUAUUAGUCCCAAAAAGUGAUUCAUUCCUGAAAUUAAUUAAUUAGGAAAAUGCUACUGUAUGCGAAACGCAUUAACCCUAUUAGUUUAAUCAGUGUGUUAAGAUAGGAUAUAGUUCCUUAAAUCUCAUGUUAUGACUUAGGUCUAAUUAAAAAAAGAAACUAACUUAACACACUAUACCCGACCCAUCUUAAAAUUAAUCAAUUUAAAACAUACACACAAACAUGGAAAAGUAAAUACUACUGCACUGCAGAUGUGGAUUCUUCUCUCAUUUAUUUCGCUUAUAAAGUUUAAAUGAUCCAAAUUAAAAAAAAAAAAAACUGAUAUUGUUUCUGACGUUGGAUUACCUGAUGAAUU